Messenger RNA from Andrographis paniculata, 1530 nucleotides. RefSeq lists its product as uncharacterized. The transcript is spliced from 7 exons. The coding region runs from base 123 to 1265 and encodes 380 amino acids. Lineage: Eukaryota; Viridiplantae; Streptophyta; Magnoliopsida; Lamiales; Acanthaceae. Gene Ontology annotation, biological process: tRNA modification. The record is from RefSeq and is a predicted model, not a curated record. Gene Ontology annotation, molecular function: RNA binding.
UAUAUAUUAUAUAUGCGCUUUUAAUUUGGCCCAACAAAGGCCCAAUAUUAUAGGCCCAAAUAAGCCAAUCUCUUAAUAAACCUCCCCGACGUGUCUCCGGUGCUCUUCUGUGCAGUUAUUCAAUGGCGCCUGAGAGCAAAGCCAACUCAAACAAGAGGAGAAGGCACUACCUUCCCCACAAUAAGCCGGUGAGGAAGGGCGCUUAUCCUUUGUGUCCAGGAGUUGAGGGUUUUUUCAUAACGUGUGAUGGUGGAAGGGAACGCCAAGCUUCUCAUGAAGCUAUCAAUGUUAUCGACUCUUUUUAUGAAGAACUUGUGGAUGGUGCAAAUUCAAAAUUGGUAGAGGCAGAAAUACCUGUGAAGCCCUUGAACAAGAUAACCAAAUUCACCUACUCUGAUUCUUCCAGUGAUGAUGAUGAGGAUGAUGAUGGUGAGGAUGACGAAAAUGGCAAUGCUGAUGGUAAGAAAGAAGAGGGCGACAUUGGGAAUGUUGAUGUCUCCAAUGAUGGUGCAAAAACAAGUGAUAAAUCAGGGCUUGAAACUAAGGAUGGUGAGCUUGAUGAGAAGCAAGGUCAAGACAAAAAGGAGGAAUCUGAGAAUCAAGAAGCCGAAGCUGUAGAGCCACCACUUAAGAAACAAUGCGUGGAAGAAUCGCAAUUGAUUGAUGGAAAUGUGCCCAAGAAGGUGGAGAAUAAAUCUAUUGAUAAGCUAAUUGAAGAGGAGCUUGCCGAAUUGGGCGAUAAGAGCAAGAGGCGUUUCAGUAAACUCGACUCAGGCUGCAAUGGUGUCAUAUUUAUUCAAAUGAGGAGAAAAGCUGGAGAUCCCGACCCAAAAGCUAUCGUCCAACAUAUGAUGACUUCUCUUGCUUCAUCCAAGAAGCAUUCAUCAAGAUUUCUGUUGAGAGUGCUUCCAGUUGAGGUAACAUGCUACACUUCAGAUGAUGAAAUCAAACGAGCAAUUAAACCUCUAAUUGAGAAGUAUUUCCCUGUUGAAACUCAGACGCCUCGCAAGUUUGCAGUUUUAUACGAUGCUCGUGCAAAUACCGGCAUUGAUAGAAUGAAAGUCAUUGAUGCAGUAGCCAAAUCUGUUCCAUCCAUCCACAAAGUCGAUCUGGCCAAGCCGGAUUUAACUAUAAUGGUCCAAAUUGUCAAGACCGUGUGCUUGAUCGGUGUCGUGGAGAAGUACAAGGAAUUGUCGAAAUACAAUUUGAGGCAGGUCACGGCAUCCUCAGCUGCACCUAAAUCUACACAUCAAAGCAGUAACUGAGCUUCUUACAGGUAAUUUUCUUUCCUGUUCAAAAUGCAUGAUGGACCUCACAUGGAAGCUUUUGUAUUCUAUAAUUUAGUUUUGCACUUCAGCUGCCGUUAAUUAUCACUACUUGCUUAAACUUAAUCAUAGUUUUGAUGUUUCUUUACGAUCAUCGAGCGAGCCAUGAACAGUUUUGUGUUGAAACUUUUGUGAUCUUGUAAACUUAGUCAUAGUUUUGAUGUUUCUAUAUGAUCAUCGAGUGAGUGAUGAACAGUUUUGUGUU